Molecule: messenger RNA, 1185 nt
Organism: Ilex paraguariensis (yerba mate)
Lineage: Eukaryota; Viridiplantae; Streptophyta; Magnoliopsida; Aquifoliales; Aquifoliaceae
Source: the annotation of a GenBank genome assembly
ACACACACACAUAUAUAUAUAUAUAUAUCGAUAGAUAUACACACUGUCAUACACAUAGCUUUUUAUAUGUGUGAAAACCAUAAACCUCUCUGGAGCUUGCCUUCCACUCUCUCUCUCUCUGCGUGAAAGGCGACACUUUUACGGUCAUCGUUUUCUGCCGUGAAGCCUAGUCCCUGGGCGCUAGGCACUACUCUAGUGGCGUGCUUCCUUGUUUCUUCUUCGGUAAAUGGGCUGUUUUCAUUCUAAGGCAAGAAAGCAAUUUCCUGGACACGAAGACCCAAUAAUUCUCGCGUCCCAAACAGCUUUCAGUGUUAGUGAAGUUGAAGCAUUAUUUGAGCUGUACAAAAGCAUUAGCAGUUCUGUGAUUGAUGAUGGACUAAUAAGCAAGGAAGAAUUCCACUUGGCUUUAUUCAAGAACACGAAGAAAGAGAAUCUCUUUGCAAAUAGGAUAUUUGAUCUAUUUGAUGUUAAGCGAAAGGGAGUCAUUGAUUUUGGUGACUUUGUUAGAUCACUUAAUGUCUUCCACCCGAAUGCCUCAGAAGAAGAGAAGAUCGAUUAUUCAUUUAAGCUUUAUGAUUUACAUGGCACGGGAUUUAUUGAGCGGCAAGAGGUUAAGCAAAUGCUAAUUGCCCUACUGUGUGAGUCAGAAAUGAAGUUGGCUGAUGAAACUAUUGAGAUAAUACUGGAUAAGACUUUUUUGGAAGCGGAUGUCAAUCAGGAUGGAAAGAUAGAUAAAUCUGAAUGGCACAAUUUUGUGUCCCGAAAUCCUUCAUUGUUGAAGAUAAUGACACUUCCAUACUUGAGGGAUAUAACUACAACAUUCCCAAGUUUUGUGUUUAAUUCUGAGGUUGAUGAGAUUGCUACAUAACUUGAGAAUGAUUUUGUGCACGGUUUUGGAUGGGUAUUUGAGUUUUGAACCAUUAGAACCACUCAAUAACACUGAAGUUGCAGAAGAGUAUCCAACUGAUGCCAAAGUGAAAGCUAUCUACAUUGAUUGAUAAGGUUGUGGCUGUGUGUAAUUAGCAGCCCUAUUCCAUUUGUAAAUUGGUUUUUAAUUUGGUAUUUGCUAUACCCUUUUUGGCCCGACAACAGGAAUUGAUGUGCUAUGAGACUGAUUUUGUCAUAUGAUUUGUUCUUUGUUCUGAGUGGAUAAAUCCUUUCUUGGCUUGAAAUUAGAUUUUAGUG